This is a messenger RNA of Paramecium octaurelia, 649 nucleotides long. The record is from the annotation of a GenBank genome assembly. NCBI's taxonomy places the organism in Eukaryota, Ciliophora, Oligohymenophorea, Peniculida, Parameciidae.
AUGGAGGGAAUAAUGGUUUCUAUGACUUCAGCAGUAUAUCACGGGUAAGUAAAAUGAUCAAUAAGGAUAGAAGCUCAAUGGUUAAAUUUAAUAAACAGCAAAAUUAACUUAUAAAAGAUAAUCAAGCGAAAUUAAUUAAUGACAUCAAUGAUUUUAUUCAAAGUUAGGCCUAAACUACAGUUAAAACCAGUAAUGCUUAAAAAAACCUGUCUUCACUAAGUAAUGCAAAGGUAGUUUAAACAACCAAUAAUAGAAUGUACUUCGGUAAAUUCGAUUGUAGAAAAAGAAAAGUAAUUAACUAGAAAAGAAGUUUUUAUCCUAUUAAUAUAUAAAAUAAAGAAGAUUUGAAGAUUAAUAAUUCAGUUUUGGAGAAUUUUGCAGACAAAAAUGCAGAUGGCUAAAGUUUAGAUACAAGAAAUAUUGCUUAAGAAGAAGUAUAUAGAAACAUUAGUUAUAAUAGAUAUUAAUGUUAACUCACCCUGAAGCACUUAAAGCCAUGUCAUUUAUGCAAUAAAUGAACGGGAUCUUACUUUAAUAUUUCUAAUUUAUCUGCUUGCAUUUUCAUAGGCAGAUUAGAAUAUAAAAAUAGGAAUCAAAUAGUAUAAAGAUAAAUUUAAGGAUGUAUCAUUUUUAAUUCUUUUCUUGCUGA